This is a messenger RNA of Menidia menidia (Atlantic silverside), 3288 nucleotides long. Lineage: Eukaryota; Metazoa; Chordata; Actinopteri; Atheriniformes; Atherinopsidae. The record is from the annotation of a GenBank genome assembly.
AGGAAAGUGAGCUGUUCUUCUAAAUCGAAACUAUCUGAACGCAGUCAAAAAGCUUUAAGGAACACGUCAUUUUUUUAGUGUAAAUUGUCGCUGAACAGUACGGGCGGAGAGGGCUGACCGUUGGUGCGGUUACGCAAACUGGGCUGGCCGGUUUUUUCGUGCAACUUUGAACCCAAAAACCCAUUUCACGUCUACGGCGUAAGCCUGUCUCAACCAGAAGCAUGGCCUCGGACACGGAAGUGGAGAAUAUUUUGAACGUGGAGGAAGAUGGGGACGAGACGAAGAGAGUACGGCCACCCUCCAGCUAUGGCUCAAUGAAAAGCGAGUCUGAUGCCUCGGAAGACAUUCAGAUGAAGGAGGAAGAUGGAGAGGAGGUUGCAGUGCUGCCUGGUCAACCUACUCAAACAGAUACUGCGGUACAGAUGAAUCGCCCGAUAUCUCCAGAGACCCUGUACACCACCACCACAGAGCAGACCAAACCACCGGGAGCCAUGGUGAUUGACACAAGGUCCUCUGAUCUGGAAGGGAAUUCAGUGGAUGAUCAGGAGGAUAUUGACGAGGAUGAGGAUUUGAUUUGUCAUUCUCCAGAACCACCCGAACCUGUGGAACUCGAAGAUUACCAGCAAGCCAGUGAGAACAAGCAGCCAGGAAAACUUCACCCAGAACAGGACAUGCCGCAUGUUUUCAAAACUAUCCAGAGUAUUCUCUCGGGCCUAGAUAAAAAGGAGCUAUUAAAUUUUAAAAUUAAGUUUUAUCAGUGGAGCUCUAAAAUAACCCUCAAGGAGGCUUUGGAAGGAGACAUUCUUGACUUUGUGGACAAGAUGAUUGAGCUGCUUGGCCUGGAUAAGGCCCUCUUUCAAACAAUAGAAACCCUUGAAAGUGUUGAGAAGCAUGCAGAGGCCAAAGAACUAUUGAGUCAAUGCCAGAGAGCGGCGGUACGUUUUCAAAUGAUAUCGGUUUUUACCUACGACUACAAAUUUAUCAAUGAAGGGAUCGUUAGAUCCGGAGGGCGGAAACUUCUGGAGGACAUCUACGUCGAGCCCGAGAUUUCUACCUGCAGUUACGGAGGAGUUUACCCCUCCCACGAGAUCCGUCCGCUCCCCCCGACGCCUCUCCAGAUUCCAAGCCCUGACACAUUUGUUGGUGUGAACGAUCUCUUCCGACUACAGAAAGAUGAUGGCACACCUGUGAGGACGGUCGUGACCACUGGCAUUCCAGGGAUUGGAAUGACUGUCUCUGUGUACAAAUUUGCCAUGGACUGGGUUAAAGGUCUAGCCAACAGGGAUCUGCAGUUUGUCAUCACUAUAUCCUUUAAGUCUCUGUGGAUGAUGCGAACCAGGACCGAUUCUACUGAGGACAUGUCCAUUAUGAGCGUGAUCAAUUAUUGCCAGCCAGAGUUAAAAUGCGCAAAGUUCCUGGAGGAAGAGAGUUCCAACUUUCUCCUCAUAAUGGAUUCCUUUGAUCGCUACCAGGCUCCUCUGGAUUGGGAGAAUACUCCGGUAAUAAAUAACAUUCACACCGCAGCACCCAUUGAUGUCUUGACUGUAAACAUUGUCCGAGGGGAUUUGAUUCCCGGCGCCCGCAAAUGGAUCCUGGGGCGACAAGCGGCCGUCUCACAAAUACCAUCUAAAUUCAUAGAUCUCGUUACUGAAAUCCAGGGUUUUAAUAAUGAGAUGAAAGAUGACUACCACACCAGACGUAUACGUGAUGCACAUCUGGCAGAAAAAAUCGUACGACGUUACAAGCUCCUACCGACGCUUCACCAUCUUUGUCGCCAUCCGUUGCUCUGCUGGCUUGUGUCGUAUACGUCCAAGAACAACUUCCGCUAUCUCGACUAUGGGACUCAGCCUCCAAGACUGACGCCCUAUCUCGUUGAUAUGAUGGUCAUUCAGAUGAACCGCAGACUGGAGUUCUACUAUGACCAUCCAACGCAUGACUUUAAAUGGUCCAAUGACGACUGCAAUCUGCUGAGAGGAAUGGGGAAGAUGGCCUUGAAGAUGCUGGAGAAAAAUAAGAGUGUGUUCGUUGAAGAGGAUUUGAAGCCCUUUGGGCUGCCAUUUUGGGAAGUGGUCGUGUCAUCAGGCUGGUGUGCCGAGCUUCACAUUAUGAGCGCAAAUCAACCCAGGACAUUCUCUUUUAUUGACUUCUCCAUACAGGAGUUCCUAGCUGCACUGCAUGUCUUCUUAAUGUUUCACAAAGAUUCCAAAAAUAUUUUGGAUUCUUACUUGGAGCGGAUGCCAAAGUUCUGGACAACCAAAUAUCAAACCAAGUCAGCUGCCGGCCUUGUCCAGUGUGCUUUGGCCCUAACCUUAAGCUCCCCUCUGGGUCAGUACGACAUGUUUCUGCGCUACCUGUGUGGAAUGAUGUCCCCAAGUUGCCAUGCUGUUUCUUUGAGAGGGUACUUCUACAACCACCACUACCCAGAAGUGAAAGGAAUUGAAGAGGUGCAGCAGCUCCUGGAGUUUACCAUACAGAAGGCCCCUGAGAACAGGGUGGAAAACCUUAAGGAGUGCCUCAGAGAGGCGAUCCAGGCUGAUGAAUAAACUGAGUCAGGUGAUUAGAAAGAUUCUCGGCCUGUCUAUCCCAACAUAAAGAUUCUUAUUGAAGAAAAUAAGAUGGACAGAGGGGUGUGGGUUUUUUUAUGUCACCCGAGACUUUUUGGGGAUUCUAUGCUUUCCAGUACAGUCGACUACAUGAAAAUGAACUUUUAAACGAUCCCGUUUUGCAUACCUUGUCUUUUAUCAUUUUCAGUUAGAAAGUUUCACAUUUUUUUGUACUCUGUCCUUUUUUUCUAAAAUCAAGCAGUUUCCAUUGCGCUGUGUGCACUUUUACAUGGGUAGUUUGUAAAAUGAAAACUGGAGACUAUAUGACUCAGAGAAAGUAAUUCAAGAAAUGUGAUGUUAUAUGUGAUGAUAUAUUUCCUUGGAAGAGAUGUAAAUACCAAAAUAAUGUGUUGUAUUUUGUUUGGGUGUUUUAUUCCUAAAAUGAGGUGUAACCAUUAUUAUUAAACUUAGAAAGGAGAAUGUACAAAAAAAAGAAAAGACCAAAAUAUGGUGUGGAACAGUUUUUUAUUGAACCCUAAAGAAGUAUCGGACCAUUAAUCAGCAGCAAUAAAGAGGAGUUGUCUGUGUAGAUGUGUGUUUUUGGUUAAUUGUCUUAGCAUAGUUCCAGUCAUGAUGUCGGCAUAUUCCUCUGUUUUGAUUUGAGUUUGAUGAGCACUGUCACCUCACAGCAAGAGUGUUCCCACUUCAGUUACAUGGAGUUCUUUCUGUGUGGAGUUUGCAUGUU